UUUUAGAAUUAGCACGUUUCAAAACAAAGUUUUAAAUCAUAUCAGUUGGUUGAACAACACUCAUAAGUUACCUGCAGAUGACCAGGACACUUUACAGUGAACACGUACAUUUGUGAUGGCGCGUAGUGUUUUCCACCUUCAGUUUCAAGAAUUUGAUGAUGACACAACAGUGACGUUUGAUGACCCCAUUAAAUCUCGAAAACAGCGAAGUGCUGAAUCUGGCUUUCUAGAGGACGAACGUGAUAACGUUACUUUGAACGGAGAUGACAAAACUGAGUUUCUGUCUGAUCAAAGAAAAAGUGCACCUUUCUGGACAUUUGAGUACUACCAAAUGUUAUUUGAUGUGGACAGUCAACAGGUAAAGAACAGAAUAGUCGGUUCGAUUUUACCAUGGCCUGGAAAAAACUUUGUUGAGGUUUAUUUAAGGAGGAAGCCGGACCUGUAUGGACCUUUCUGGAUUUGUGCAACUCUUGUUUUUGAAAUCGCUAUAAGUGGAAACAUUUCCAGUUUUCUUAGGCAACAGGUUCAGCCAGAAUACAAAUAUGUGCCAGACUUCAGGAAAGUAACCAUGGCAGCUACAGCAAUCUACAGCUAUGCAUGGUUAGUGCCAUUAGCUUUGUGGUGUUUUCUUACUUGGCGAAAUAGAAAGACCACAAGUCUUGUGUCCUACUCGUUCCUGCAGAUAGUCUGUGUCUAUGGAUACUCCCUUUCCAUAUAUAUUCCAGCUGUGAUACUGUGGAUAAUACCAAGUGAAGGGUUGAGGUGGUGCUCCAUUGUGGUAGCUUUGUGUCUAUCAGGGUCUGUGCUGGUAAUGACAUUCUGGCCAGCCACCAGGGAUGAUAAACCAAGGAUCACCAUUGCAGUUAUGACAUCCAUUGUGAUUCUACACAUCCUACUUGCAGUUGGUUGCAAGGUAUGUUUUUUCAGUGAAUACGAGACAGAAUCAGCCAAGGAUCAUAAAGACUCUUUGAAAGCGACCAACACUUUGUUAUCCACAAAAGCAAUUUAAACUAUAGAGGCCAUUGUACAGCUCUUUAUUGGUGUGGCACUCUCAUGUGUAGUUUAAGAGAAUUUGGCACAAAAAUUAUCAUGCGGGCACUGGUCUAGAUAAAACAACUUUCUUGAAUCUUUCAAUUGUAGCUGUACUUAUGUGAAAAUAAGAAAUUGAAACUGUGAUGGUGUUUCCAUGUUAACAUGACACAAGACUUCCUGUACAUAAUCUUUGCUCCUGCAAUGGUUAUUCUUCUGUAAUUGCAGCCUCUCCUGUUGCCUUAUUAGACAGAAUCAGGUAUCUUAAUAAUGAACUUGUGAGUUGUUUGGAUUUCACUUAAUCUUCUAAUAUUUGUUUAAAGUAAAAGUUAAGCCCUAUUUUGAACAUUGUUUUGCUUUGUGUUGUUUUUGAGCAGAUAAUCAUCUGCAGCAUGAUUUGCAGUUUGUUCGAUUGAGGUUAAGACACAUGUUACUGUACUGUUACCAAGUAAAAGAUAGAGGUGUUUUUUAAAUAUUUAUGUGAUAAUUGAGCUUGAGAUUGUUUUUCAAGAGGGUCAAUCUCCUGUUUCUAACACUUUGAAACGUGUACAUGUACUUAGAAUGUUUUAAAGUACAAAAAACUCUCCAUCAGGAUGAAGUAAUGGAAUAAUAAUUUAUAUCUAAAUGAACGUAAUUAUAAAUAGACAUAUUGAUUGAUUAGCUACUUAAGUUUUAAUGAAGCUGACAGCCACAGUUAGAUCCCUGAAAAUUGUUUAAAUAUUUUACAAUCUUGCAUUAUGCUGAGGUGGCCAUUGUUGUUUUAUUGUUAUUUUUUGUUACACUGUAUAUUGUACGUACACAGUACUUUCAACAAACUGUGUUUUUGAAUUUACAGAUAUGAAGUCACUUAGAAAAUACAUUAUGGAGCCUUUCAUUAGUUUACGGAUUUCGACACACAAAAAUAAAAACAGAAAUGUUGAACAUA
Triplophysa dalaica is the source of this 1954-nucleotide messenger RNA. RefSeq names its product Yip1 domain family, member 1 (gene yipf1). The record is from RefSeq and is a predicted model, not a curated record. NCBI's taxonomy places the organism in Eukaryota, Metazoa, Chordata, Actinopteri, Cypriniformes, Nemacheilidae. The coding region runs from base 116 to 1009 and encodes 297 amino acids. The transcript has 10 exons. Gene Ontology annotation, biological process: vesicle-mediated transport. Gene Ontology annotation, cellular component: membrane; Golgi apparatus. Gene Ontology annotation, molecular function: small GTPase binding.